This is a messenger RNA of Sebastes umbrosus (honeycomb rockfish), 3290 nucleotides long. RefSeq names its product transmembrane protein 200B (gene tmem200b). The coding region runs from base 1064 to 2296 and encodes 410 amino acids. The record is from RefSeq and is a predicted model, not a curated record. NCBI's taxonomy places the organism in Eukaryota, Metazoa, Chordata, Actinopteri, Perciformes, Sebastidae. The transcript has 2 exons.
AAUACUAAAGGCAAGACAAGGCAUAUUAAGAACACACAUAUACAGUAUAAAGAGGCAGUGAUAUAAAUAUAGAAGCAUAUAUAUAUAAAUAUAUAAAUAUAAUAUAUAUAUUGGAGCAGUGAGGUUGGAUACUGUAAAAUAGUGCACAGGCAUUUUUUAAAAAUUUUUUUAUAUUGCAUUGAUUAAAGUAUUGCACCUGUUUAUUGCACUUUGUUUGAGAGAGAGAGAGAGAGAGUUGUAUGAGUUAUCUGUUCAACAGUCUGAUGGUCUGGUCACCAUCUGGUGCAGGUACCGGACCAGGUGGGACUUCCUGGUCAGGUACCGGUCCAGGUGGUUCAGGUACCGGAUCAGGUGGGUCCAGGUGGUUCAGGUACCGGUCCAGGUGGUUCAGGUACCGGAUCAGGUGGGUCCAGGUGGUUCAGGUACCGGUCCAGGUGGUUCAGGUACCGGUCCAGGUGGUGCAGGUACCGGAUCAGGUGGGUCCAGGUGGUUCAGGUACCGGUCCAGGUGGUGCAGGUACCGGAUCAGGUGGGUCCAGGUGGUUCAGGUACCGGUCCAGGUGGUGCAGGUACCAGGUGGUGCAGCUGGAGACAAAGCAUGGAGAACCCCCCCUCCGUUGUUGUCAUGUUGUUGGGAUACUUUUAUUUUGAAAAACGCCGUGUGAGAGAGCGGAGCUGUUGCUGCUGACUUCACUCACCCUGGACUACUGAGCUCAGUGAGCUGGUCCAAGAGGAGCAGGAGAGACUACCGCAGACCGGCAGACCAGACCAGACACGCAGACCACACCAUACCACCACGGAGCUGGACGGAGCUGGACUGAGCUCCUCAUGCAGCAGCAGCAGCAGCAGCCUGGAGGAGGAUCUGCUGGUGAGCAGCCCCGUUAGAGUCUCUCUGUCUGUCGGAGCAGAGUAACAGUUGGGUUGGUCUCAGCCUGGAGACUGGAGUCUCUCCAUCAGGACGCUCUGGAUGUCCUCUGUCCUCCAACUAUGGACGAGCUGCAACAGGACCCAACAAAUACAGUGCUCUGCCAGGGUGUAACCGGAGCUCUGGACUGACCGGUGCCAUGAAGACCCAGAAGGCCCGAGGUGUUUCACCACCUUCACCUCCGUGCCCACGGAAGUCUCACUUCAUCUUACGAGGCCGAAAGAAGAAGGACGGGGUGAUCCGAGGCAAGCUCCGCAUCCGGUCCAUACCCGGAGCCUUCCUGGUGCUGGGGAUCAUCGUGGUGGUCGUCGGCACCGCCCUGGCCGUGGCCGGCUACUGGCCCUAUCGGAUAACCAGGUCGUCCAUCCUGGGAGUCGCGGAGGCGGAGAGUGUCGCUGAGUCGCAGACUUCUGGCUGGAGUCUGGGAGCUAAGGGCCUCCUCUCCACAGCCAGCCUCAUCCACAGUGAGCGGAUGAAGCUGCUGGGACCUGUCAUCAUGGGGGUGGGACUCUUCAUCCUCAUAUGUGCCAACACGGUCCUGUACGAGAACCGGGACAGAGAGACUCAGAUGCUGCUGGCUCAGAUGCGCAGCGUGAUCUGCUCCGUGUCUGCAGCCGUCCCCUCAGCGGACCUUCAAGAGAUAGCGACGGCCAACUCGAUGGCCAAACACUACCAGUGGGUGAGCAGUCUGCCGGCCGCCCACCUCAACAUCCUCUGUCUGCAGCAGGCCAGCUCCGAGCCUCUGCUCCAGACCAGACACACCCGAGACCAGGAGGACAUUGUGGAGGGCAUCUACCAGCAGGCUGUCCUCCAGACACAAGCCCUCCACCACCAGGAGUCAGAGCCUCCGCCCUCCCUCCACUCCUCCCACUCAGACUCCUGUAACUCCAGUCAGACAGACUUUAACACGCAGUCUGGAGACGGCUUCCAUCCGCAGCCCCCCCCAUUCGCUAAGCUCAACAACUGCCUGGCGUCUGCCAGCUCCAUGUCCACCCUGGACGAGGCGGACGCCCCGGCCGUCCAGCCGAGGCGCUGCCACAGUAUGAGCUACAGGACUAACCCUUACACAGCUCGGACCGGCGUGCGUCUGCAGGAUGGACUCCACACGGCCGGAGAGGAGGGAGAGAUAAAUCAGCCAGUAGUCACGAGGAGAGAAGCCGCUUCACACGUCUGCGUGAACAUCCCCUGGCAGAUUGUGGACGCCGCAGAGGAGCAAACUCACCGGAGCUGGCCUCGGCUGGACCUGGGCAGCGGCGGGAGACGAUACCUGAAGCUAGAGAACAAAGAGGACUCGGUGGACAGACUGCUGGACCAGUUAGAGCAGCAGUGUUAUCAGUGGGAUAAGAACUUUGGGUCCGGGCCUUUCCAGUGAUCGGCUGCUUCUCACAGUCCUGAGGGUACCUCCGGAUACAAACGGUACCCUGACAACCGAGGAUCAUAAUCAUAUCUUCCCCUGGAUUCUUAUUUGAGUUGUUUCUGUGUGUUGCAGAGACAGAUUGCACCUUUGGAGUACAGCAUUUCUCACAAGGAUCUUCCAAAACUUGAGCUCGUUCUCAGUCUUCCGUGGAAUAUUUAUACUCCGAGGUUACGGCCUUGGAUCUGGCAGAUGUUUUAUAUAAUUGAAGGAACAACAUACGGACCCUACACUGUCACAGAUGAGCGGAGCAUCACGACAGACUGUUUACUUCUGCAGUUUGGGUCGGCAGCCACGCGAGAAAUCAACGUGUAUCUGGAUGCCGUGACGGGUUCGCCUGUUUCCAGGAUGUAGUGAUCACGUCCUGGUGGAGGGGAGAUAGAAGGGUUACUUGUUUUCACUGUGCAAUCUAUUCUGAACCAAACUACCUGGACUCCUGAGUCCAUAAAGUGCUGACAGCUCUUGACAAAUGCAACUAGUAUAUAAUAAUAAUAAUAAUAAUGGGAUGUUUUUUCCUCAGCUGAGGUCCCAUAAUCCAAAUGCAAUGCAUGGCAGUGAUGUACAGUAUGUUACAUCCUAAUACUUAUGCAGAGUAAUGUCAUUGUUGGUUUUAUGUGUAUAAGAAGUGAUGAUAGUUAAAGGAUGAUUUAUUACAGCCUGGUUCUUACAGUCUGAGGUUUGGCCGUUACUUCUACAGUAUCAGCUCCGGUAACAUUGAGCCUCCGUGUUGAUUGCUGAGAUCUGGGAACACGACGAGUACACACGACCACAGCUGUCUCUGAACUGGAUGCUUAUUGUAAUGAAUAAUUAUACGGUUUGGACAGAUUAUCAUCUUAAGAGGCGGAGCCGGAGUUGCAGGAUACAGGAAGACGGCUCCGGUCUCUCCAGCUCUCUUGAGCGGAGCGGAGGAGUUGUAGUUUCAUAGCAUUUAUUCACCGACAAAUAAACUGAA